This is a messenger RNA of Vigna unguiculata (cowpea), 2387 nucleotides long. NCBI's taxonomy places the organism in Eukaryota, Viridiplantae, Streptophyta, Magnoliopsida, Fabales, Fabaceae. The record is from RefSeq and is a predicted model, not a curated record.
CAAAGCAUUAUUGAGUUCAGAGACAGGGCAGACCUACAAGAGAUAUGGAGUGUCUCACUGCAGAUCCCAUACUUUAGCUUCAGAUACUUGAAAACCUUCAUUGUGGAUAGGUGCCAAUUUUUAUCAUGUGUACUCCCCUUCACUUUGCUUCCUCUAUUACCUAAAUUGGAAACCUUGAAAGUUGGAAAGUGUGAUUCUGUCAAAACCAUAUUUGAUGUCCAAUGUGCUCAAGGCACACCCACUUUUCCUCUGAAGACAUUAGUUUUAUGGAAGCUGCCAAAUCUGGAAACUGUUUGGGAUGAAGAUCCAGAUGAAAUUGUUACACAGUCUAAUCCAGCUGAUCCAAAACAAACAAAUACUAAGCUUACGUUACCCGGUUUGAUGACAUUGACACUAUGGGAUUUGCCCAAGUUCAAGCAUAACAGUAUAUCUUGCAUUCGUCAUCCAACACCAACAUUUGAGCUAAUUACACCCAACUUACAGCGUCUGAUAGUGGAUGAAAAUGAAUUGAAGAUGAUUGAGGAUGGAGAAUUUCAGAGAAACCUUUUAAGCAAGUUAAAAGUUCUCGGUCUGUGCUUUGAUAUUGAGUGUGGUGAAUUUCCGGAGUACGGAUUUCUACAACAAUUGCCAAAUGUAAAGAAGCUUAUGGUGUGUAGUAGUUCCUUCAAGGCGAUUUUCUGCCAUCAAAGACCUAAUAAUAGUGAACUUCUAUUACAACUCAAAGAAUUACGCUUGGAGUUCCUUGCAGAACUAGUUUUCAUUGGGUUAGAGAACUCUUGGACUGAACCCUUUAUCAGAAAUCUAGAAACCUUUGAAGUUAUCUGUUGUUGCAGUUUGAAACACUUGGUAACAUGCACAGUGUCUUUCUCCAAUCUGAUAUAUUUACAAAUAGAAAACUGUGAUAGCUUGUCAUAUUUGUUCACAUCUUCUACAGCCAAAAGUUUGGCUCAACUCCAAAGAAUGGAAAUAAAAUGGUGUAAAUCAAUUGAAGAGAUAGUGUCUAAGGAGGAGGAGGAAUCAGAUGACGAUGAGAUUAUAUUUCCACAGCUCAGAUGUUUGAAUCUUGAUAAUUUAUUGAAUCUCCGAAGCCUUUACAGAGGGAGUUUAAGUUUCCCAUCCUUAAAAGAGUUAUCAAUAACACAUUGCAUUGAGAUGGUAACAUUAUGUCCAAGUACACUAAAAGCAGACGAGUUGACUCAAGUGACAAUUGAUUACGAAAAUAUUCCAUUGGAAACUGAUCUCGACUCUACUAUGCGAAAGAAAUUUGAGAGAGAGAUUUCACAACUUAAAGAACUUGAUCUGAAAAGGAGGCCAAAACUACAAGAGAUAUGGCAUGACUCACUGCAUAUCUCCUACUUGUGUUUCAGUGAGUUGGCCAAUUUAUUUGUGGAGGACUGCCAGUUUUUAUCAGAUGCAGUGCUGCCCUUCCAUUUACUUCCUUUAUUACCUAAAUUGGAGACAUUGGAAGUCAAAUACUGUGAUUAUGUCAAAACCAUAUUUGAUGUCAAAUGUACAAAACACACAUUCAUUACUUUUCCACUGAAAAAAUUGGUUUUAUCAAACCUUCGAAAUCUGGAGAAUGUUUGGAAUGAAGAUCCUUGUGGAAUACUGAGCUUGCACCAUCUGCAAGAAGUGUUUGUUGAUACUUGCAAAUCCCUUAAAAGCGUGUUUCCAGCGUCAGUAGCCCGAGAUCUUGGGAAACUUGAAAAUCUAAUAGUGGAAGACUGCGAGGGAUUGAUGGCAAUUGUUGAAGAGGAAUCCAAGGAGGAUGAGAUAAUAUUUCCGCAACUCCUGUAUUUGAAGGUACAAAGUUGCAAUAGCCUGCCAUAUUUGUUCACAUCUUCAACAGCAAAAAGUUUGGGUGAACUCAUAAUUAUGAAGAUAAAAGAAUGUAAAUCAAUUGAAGAGAUAGUAUCAAAGGAGGGGGAGGAAUCUGAUGAGGACGUCGAAAUAAUAUUUGAGCAGCUCCAAGAUUUAUAUCUUGAAAAAUUAGAUGAGCUAAGGUGCUUUUACGAUGGCAGUUUUACUUUAAGUUUUCCAUCCUUGGAGGAAGUCCACAUCAUCAAGUGCAGCUCCAUGAAAACCUUCAGUGCAUCCAACAAAAUAGAUAAUCCGUGGUAUUAUUCAGAAUAUGCGAGACCGCGAAAGGAAACUCAUCUUAAUUCCGCUCUGCACAGAACUUCUGAAGAAGAGGCUCCAGACGCUUCUGGUGCCAUCAUUUCAGUUCUUCAAUAGUUCAGAUACUGAUGGAUAUAGCGAACAAGGUACAUCGAAUAAUGCUACUUAAGUUGCUACUUUUUUAUGGUCAGUUACACUAUCAUUUGCUCUAUGCGCAUGUAGGUGAUAAUUAUAUGGAAGCAGUUUUUCACAGCAUAACAUGCUUAUUA